This is a messenger RNA of Liolophura sinensis, 559 nucleotides long. RefSeq lists its product as uncharacterized. Lineage: Eukaryota; Metazoa; Mollusca; Polyplacophora; Chitonida; Chitonidae. The transcript is spliced from 4 exons. The record is from RefSeq and is a predicted model, not a curated record. Bases 98 to 559 code for a protein of 153 amino acids.
UGAAAACAUAUUAUCGUAAUACCCGAGUCUAACUGAAUUACCAGAUGGUAGUUGCGGGAAAAGCAGACCGAGACUGUUACGAUGGUGGAGAACCCGUAUGAAGGAUGGAAAUGUGGAUGGUGUGCCAGAGAACGCUGACAACGAGGCUUACCUGGGCGCUCUUAAAUGCCGGAUCUGGCUCUCAGUUUGUAACCUGGAAACAAACCCCGAUAAUGGAAACCCAUGGCGACAAAUCAAACGUCAGCUUUGGUCAUUAAAACGAUUGAUUUGGAAAUCAGAUCGAGUGAAUAUAGCAGGCGGAAGACGCAACUGGGCGCGCUGGUGGUUGGCCACCUACCGGGAUACUCGAGCCGCUGCCAAGGCGGACCUGGCCGGAAAAUGCGCCGAGUGGAGAGAGAAGUGUAACGCAGAAGACGGGGAUCCUACAGACCCAGGCCCAGAUGAUGGUGACUCAGAGGAAGAGAUGAGUGAUGAGGUGACUGACAAUACAAGUCCGACUGUGCCUACAAGUCCUUCUGCCUUGACUGACGUAAAUGUAGACCGACUGCAUGAAGAAUGA